AUGAGAGAAUACAAUAAUCAAGAUGCAAAAAUUAAUGAAACUGAACUUGAUCCAUGUAUUGCUGCAGAAAUUCGUAUGAAGAAAGCAUUAUUUUCACGAAGAACUCGACGUAAUCUAUUGAUUCUUUUCGUUUUCAUUGCUAUAUUAAUUCUACUUUCCGUUUUACUCUUCUUUCUAUUAUUCCGGACAUCAUCGAAAGGAACAGUUCCGAAAACGAAUGAAGUAAAUCCGGGAACUUCUCAUUCUCUUAUUGCUACAUCAAAAUUAUCAGAGGUAACGGCAAAUGAUUCUUCGAUGACAACAAUUGAGACAUUAUUGCCAAAAGUUGUUGAAAUUGGUGAUGAUGCAUUCAGCGAAAAUCCAACAGAUAUCGUUACUUCAUUACUUGAUAUAUCAUCUAUAGCUACAACAACAGCUGCAAUAAUAACUACUGUAUCAACUCUAGCGCAUACCAUGAAUACUUCCCAUAUUUUGAUACAGCCUACGAGUGAUAUUGUUACAUUACCUUUAACUGGGACAGAUAAGCAAAUAUCGACUAUUCUACCAUUAUUUAUUGAUAACGAUGGUAAUGAUGAUGAUAGUGAUAAUGAUGAUAACAAAAUUGAGGAUUGCAAAGCAUUACAUGAUCAAGGUAAUAAUGAAAAUGGAAUUUAUCAAAUUUUCCUCCCAAAAAUUGGCAAAUUUAAUGUUCUCUGUGAUAUGCAAACAAGUGAUGGCGGUUGGACGGUAAUACAGAAAAGAAAAGAUGGUCAAAUAUAUUUUGCAAAUCGUACAUGGAAUGAAUAUAAGAAUGGUUUUGGUGAAUUGACAAGCUCAUUUUGGCUUGGCUUAGAUAAGAUACAUGCAUUAGCGGCAAAAGACAAUGGAAAUCCGGUAACAUUACGGAUUGAAUUACGAGGUGAUUUAUGUGAAGAUAAUAACCGUUGCUCAAAACAACCGAAUGGUUAUUGGUGGGGUGAAUGGGAUUUUAAUAUUGGUAAUGAAUCGCAGAAAUAUACUCUUUCGAUAUCAACCGCUCAAGCUGGUAAUCUUUCUGAACGUACAUCUGUUGAUCGAUUUCAUUAUAUGAAUAACGGGAAAUCAUUCACAACUAUUGAUCAGGAUAAUGAUAAAUUUCAGGGUAAUUGUGCGCAAUUUCGUGAUUUUGGGGGUUGGUGGCAUAAUGAUUGCGGUUAUGUCGCAUUAAAUGGACGAUAUGGUGAUCGAACAUCAAAAAUGCGAAAUAUGUUUUGGUUUUAUGGUAAUGGUAUACGUCCAUUUAUUAAUUACUAUAUCAAACCACGAGAAACCGAAAUGAAACUACGAUCGAAAAGCUGA
Messenger RNA from Cercopithifilaria johnstoni, 1317 nucleotides. The record is from the annotation of a GenBank genome assembly. Lineage: Eukaryota; Metazoa; Nematoda; Chromadorea; Rhabditida; Onchocercidae.